This is a messenger RNA of Pogoniulus pusillus (Red-fronted tinkerbird), 3701 nucleotides long. It is a transcript of the gene GPSM1, whose product is annotated as G protein signaling modulator 1. NCBI's taxonomy places the organism in Eukaryota, Metazoa, Chordata, Aves, Piciformes, Lybiidae. The record is from RefSeq and is a predicted model, not a curated record. Gene Ontology annotation, molecular function: GDP-dissociation inhibitor activity; G-protein alpha-subunit binding. The coding region runs from base 3 to 2177 and encodes 724 amino acids. Gene Ontology annotation, cellular component: cell cortex. Gene Ontology annotation, biological process: establishment of mitotic spindle orientation. The transcript is spliced from 15 exons.
UGAUGCCGCAGGGUAGCUCCUGGCUGAUGGAUUGGAAGGAGCUGCCUCUACAUCUCUGCCUGACAGAAAUUCGUGGAGCUGGUGCAGAUGACAUCGGUCACAUAGGCAGGAGCUCUGCAGGCAACACCAGCAGGAUGGAGGCAUCCUGCCUGGAGCUGGCCCUGGAAGGAGAACGCUUGUGCAAGGCUGGGGACUUCAAAGCUGGGGCAGCCUUCUUCGAAGCAGCCGUGCAGGUGGGGACAGAGGACCUGAAGACUCUCAGUGCCAUCUACAGUCAGCUGGGCAAUGCCUAUUUCUACUUAAAGGAGUACUCCAAGGCCCUGGAGUACCAUAAACACGACCUUACCCUGGCCAGGACCAUUGGGGACCGCAUUGGAGAAGCCAAAGCGAGUGGCAACCUCGGGAACACCCUGAAAAUACUUGGGCAGUUUGAUGAAGCUGUUGUUUGUUGCCAGAGGCACUUGGACAUUUCUCAGGAGCAGGGAGACAAGGUUGGUGAAGCCAGAGCACUCUAUAACAUAGGAAAUGUUUACCAUGCAAAGGGAAAGCACUUAUCUUGGAACAUGGCCCAGGACCCAGGCUACCUGCCUCAGGAGGUCAAGGAGACGCUACAGAAAGCUUCAGAAUAUUAUGAGAGGAACCUGUCCCUGGUGAAGGAGCUGGGGGACAGAGCUGCACAGGGCCGUGCUUAUGGCAACCUUGGCAACACCCAGUACUUACUUGGCAACUUCAGUGAAGCUAUAGCCUUCCACAAGGAGCGCCUCGCCAUCGCUAAGGAGUUUGGGGACAAGGCAGCCGAGCGGCGAGCGUACAGCAACCUGGGCAACGCCCACAUCUUCCUCGGCAGGUUUGACAUCUCUGCCGAGUACUACAAGAAAACACUCCAGCUCUCCAGGCAGCUCAAAGACCAAGCAGUAGAAGCCCAGGCUUGCUACAGUCUUGGAAACACAUACACCCUGCUUCAAGACUAUGAAAGGGCCAUUGAGUACCACCUGAAACAUCUGGUGAUAGCACAGGAGCUGGGAGACAGGGUGGGAGAAGGAAGAGCCUGCUGGAGUCUGGGAAAUGCCUAUGUCUCCCUGGGGAGCCAUGAGCAAGCGUUGCACUUUGCAAGGAAACAUCUUGAAAUCUCCCAAGAGAUCGGGGACCGGAACGGUGAGCUGACAGCGCAGGUCAACAUGGCCCAGCUGAGGUCAGCCCUUGGCUUGGGCCCUGGAGAUGAGGACAUGGGCACAGCUCAUCACCACUCUGGCUAUGAAGCACAAGGAGCCAGGCCGAAGAGACUCCAAAGGAACAGCAUGGACAGCUUAGACCUCCUCAAGUUCCCUUCUGAAAAGGACCAGAACGGGGACAGCCACCACCUGGGAGACCUGAAGAUCUCAGGGAAGGAGUUCUUGUCAUUACCUGCAAGGUCAAGGAAAUACCAGGAGCACCAAUCCAGUUCAGAGAGAAGGUCCCAGGGGUCAAGUACAUCACCACUGGACAGCAGUGAAGUCCGAGUCCAGGUGUCACAGUCGAAAAUCAACAGGACCCCUUCGGAUGAGGAAUGCUUCUUUGACCUGCUGAGCAAGUUCCAGAGCAACCGGAUGGACGACCAGCGCUGCCCGCUGGAGGAGUGCCCAGCCGAGGCUGCCCAGGCAGCUGCCACCCCCGUGCCUGCCCUGGGAGAGCGCCUACCUCAGUCCUCGCUCAUGGCGUCUCCGCAGACGGAGGAGUUCUUCGACCUCAUCGCCAGCUCGCAGAGCAGGCGGCUGGACGACCAGCGCGCCAGCGUGGGCAGCCUGCCGGGCCUGCGCAUCACGCACAACAACCUGGGCCACCUGCGCGCGGAGGGCGACGCCCAGGAGCCCGGCGAUGAGUUCUUCAACAUGCUCAUCAAGUGCCAGUCCUCCAGGAUAGACGACCAGCGCUGUGCGCCGCCGGACUCCAUCCCCCGCGGCCCCACCAUGCCCGACGAAGACUUCUUCAGCCUCAUCCAGCGCGUCCAGGCCAAGCGCAUGGACGAGCAGAGGGGCACGUGGCUGCUGUGGCACUGGGCACAGCAAGAGGAAGAACUGGGCAGGGCCUUUGCUUAUCACCUAAAGAGCCAGGGCCUCAUGCUGUUGGCCAAAGGAGGAGCCCAGUGUGGACACAAUACUCCAGCCCUGCUCUCUUAUCUCCACACACCUGUAUUCUGAUGGAGAAAGGGAAGAGCUUUUCCAUUGUGAAGUCCUUCUGUUCUGUCCUGCCUGCCUCUCGAGGUGACCCACACCGCUCUGGAUCCUUCCCUGGAACAUCCUGUCCAGCUUUGCCCUUUCUAGAGGAGGAAACGAGCCCAAGUCAGAGGCUACACCUGUCCUUUUAAACCUCAUCCCAGUUCCAGUCCUGGUCCCACAGACCUUAAAGCUUAUUUUGGGUUUGCUGGGGUCCGCAGGGAGCAGUGACACCCACUCUGCUUCUCCAGCCACAGAGCUGUGCUAGGCCCUCCUGUGUAGGAGCACAGCCCUGAGCUCCAGCAGGAUAUGUCACCUCGGGACAGCAGCCGUGCAGCACAGCACAGCACAGCUUCAGCCUGGGACAAAGCCUGAAAGGCCACUGCCAGCUGCACAGCUCAAGCUGCAGGCCCAAGAGAGGGCCCUGAGCCUGGCAGGAGAGGAAGGAGGUCUCUGCCCAUCUGCUCAGCACAAGACAAAUGUGGGCAACCCAACCACUCUGGUGCCCCUGAGCCAACAGCCUCGUGCAGGUGAGUGUGCCUGAGGCAGAAGACUGCACUUGGCGCUGACCCACAAAGUUUUCUGGGCACAGCUUGUCAGGAGAGCAAGCAGAAGCAGCCCCUCUUGUGUCUAACAGCAAACCAGGAGUAACAGCCCUGCCUUUCCCUCUCCUUGUCUUUCCACAAACCUGUGCUGAGCUCCUCCUGGUCCCUUGCAGGCCACAGCAGAGCUGCUCUUGGCCAGGCACUUGGGUUCUUCCUGAUCUGCCUCCAGUAAAUGGAGCCUCAUGAGGGGCUCAGCUCCAGCCUGGACCUCAGCUCCAAUUCUUAGCUUGACCAGAUCCUGGACUUCAGUAACUCCAGCCCUGAGGUCUGCCAAAGCAGAGGUGUUCCUACAGAGAACAAAUCAGCACUUUCUACGUGAAAUGCUUUUGAUGGAAACAUUUCCAACCAGCAGUAAGAUUUUUAGAGCGGUGAUGCUGCUCAUCAGGCAUCUACCCUGCCUGCACUGCCCACAUGGAGGCGUAGCCACCUCUCCCUGCUGCCAGGGAGCACUCACCUGUGACACUGCUGCAGGGACUGGCACUGCUUGGCCAGGGCUCAGCCUCUGCCCUGGGGCUGCUGAGAGCUCUGGAGAAGGCACAGAACCUGCCUACACACUGACCCAGCUUGUGUUUGUGAAGAACAAGAGAACACUGAAGGUGAAGACGACUUGACCAGCUGCAGGCUUGGGCCUGUGCAGCCUCUCAGCCAGGUGGUGAAGUGGAAUGGGAGCGUGGAGCUUUCAGAGGUGUUAAUUCUUUGCCACAUACUUGAAUGUACCCAGCUUAUUUAUUUUUUACAUGUGCAUUUGCUGAUGUCCUUCCAAGGGACAACUCCCAACCCACAGGUACUUGUUUUUUUCUAAAGAAGAAAAAUAAUCUGCCAAAUGAAUUAAUAUAUUAGAGAUGAACAUGGCUCAAGGGGAAGGGGGGGGGUGUGCUUAAUAAAUAUUUGUGUCUAAGCUUCA